UCUGCUACCAAAAACCAGGUGAAUAGCAAGGAGAACUGGAAGCAAGUGCAAUUAAUUCCUCAAUUUACUUUAUUGCGCAGUUGGUGGCAAUUGUUUCCUUGUCACUUGUACCCACUAGUGUGUCAACGAGAUAGGAUGGACAUAUUGACGGGAUGCACGGGCUCCGUUGCAGCUGAAGUUGUAAAAUGCACAGCAAAGCCCGUCAUACGUCAUGUUGGUUAUUUGUUCCGUUUCAAGAAAACUGUUGAUGAUCUUACCAAAGCAAAAACAGACCUGGAAUUAGAGCAGCAAAAGGUGCAAGAGGCUAUCGAGCGAGCUGCAAAGAACAAUGAGAUUGCUGGGAAGGAUGUAGAAAGGUGGUUGACAAAUGUGAAUCAACUCAUGGAAGAAGUACAGGCUUUGGAAAAUAAAGUACAAGUAAACUUGAGGUUCUGUAACGGCUGCUGUCCUGAUUGGAUUCGGCAAUACAAGUUAUGUAAGGAAGCCAUGCAGAAGACAAAUGUUGUCAAAGAGCUCCAAGAUAAGGGCAAAUUUUCUGAAUUGACCCAUCGUGCUCCGACUCCUGGCAUAGAGAUCUUUUUAUCUAGUGAUUUCGAGGUGUUUGAAUCAACAAAAUUGGCUUUCCAACAAAUUAUGGAGGCAUUGCGUGAUGAUAACAGUAAAAGGAUUGGACUGCAUGGAAUAGGGGGGGUUGGAAAAACAACACUGGUCAAGGAAGUGCACAAGAAAACCAAAGAACUAAAUAUUUUCGAUGAAAUUGUGAUGACUGUUGUGUCGUUGACUCCAAACGUUAGAAGAAUUCAAGGUGAAAUUGCAGGCUGUUUAAACUUGGAUUUUAAAGGUGAGAGCGAUAUGGCAAGAGCAAGUGAAAUAUGCUUAAGAAUAAAGAAAGCAGAGAAGAUCCUCAUAAUCCUUGAUGAUGUUUGGAAAGAUGUCAACUUAGAAGCUAUUGGAAUUCCAUCUUGUGAUGAUCACAGGGGUUGCAAGAUGCUUUUGACUACACGAAGUGUGCAUAUAUGCAAUUUAAUGCGUUGUCAAAGGAAAAUUCCAUUAAAUUUCUUAGUGGAGGAAGAAUCAUUGGCUUUGAUGAAAAAAACCGCUAUAGUUGAUGAUUGCCCUGUCUUGAACGAUGUGGUACUAGAAGUUGUUAAAGAAUGCAAAGGUUUGCCUAUAGCAAUCAUUACAGUGGGAAAUGCUCUGACAGGAAAAUCUCUCAAUGAUUGGAAUGUGGCAAUGCAUCAACUAAGAAAGUCUAGACUAGUUGAUAUUGAAGGUGUUGAUGAAGAUAAAAAUGCUUAUGCAUGUCUUAAGUGGAGUUUUGAUCAAUUAAAACGCAAAACCAAGUUAUGCUUUUUGUUGUGUUCUUUUUUUCCAGAAGAUUAUAAUAUUCCUAUUGAAGAAUUGACUAGAUAUGUCAUGGGAUUAGAGGAAGAUGAAGAUUUUCACUUACUUGAGGACGCAAGGUGCCAAGUGCGUGCAGCAGUCGAUAGCCUCAAAGAGACUUCUUUACUACUAGAAGGUUUUGAUAAAGAUUUUGUGAAGAUGCAUGACAUGGUUCGUGAUAUUGGCUUAUGGAUAACAUCAAAAGGGGAAAAUGAAUUCGAGCUAAGAGCCUGCACUCGUUUAGAGAGAAACACAAACUUUGAAAGAGCCACAGCAAUCUCCUUGAUGUAUUUCAACACCAAACAACUUCCUGAUAAAUUGGUAUGUCCAAGACUCAACAUUUUGUUAUUGGGUGGAAUUCAAAGUUCCAAAAAUAUCUCUAACGCAUUGUUUGAAGGGAUGAAUUGUCUCAAGGUUUUAGCACUACAUGACAUAAUCUUAUCAUCACAAUCACUCGAAUUAUUGACAAACCUUCGGACCUUAUAUUUGAAAUACUGCAAUUUCAAUGAUAACCUCUCUUCAUUGGGAAAGUUAAAGAAACUUGAGACUUUAAGCUUUUACGGUUGUGGAAUAAAUGCAUUGCCAAGUGAGUUAGGGGAAAUGGCGAGUUUAAAAAUGCUAGAUUUGACGUGUUGUGAUCAACUGCAACAGAUUCCACCAAAUGUGAUACGAAGAUUAUCCCAAUUAGAAGAACUAAUCAUUAGUAGCAGCUUCAAGAAUUGGGGUGUUGAAGGGACAACCUCAGAAAUAAGCAACGCUAACUUAUCAGAGUUGAACUCAUUACCCCGCUUGGUUAAUCUCUCUAUAAAGUUGAACUCGAAUCAUUUACCCAAAGGCUUUGUUUUCCCGGACUUGCAUAGAUAUUUCAUAGUGAUUGGCGAACCGUUCUUGAGUCCUGUGACACCUUGGCAAACCCUUGGCCAACCGUUCUGGACUCCUGGGACACCUUGGCGAACCCUGGUAAUCGAAGAUUUGAAUGCCUCCUCAAUGAACGCAUUGAAGUCGUUGUUCCAUACCGUGGAAUAUAUUUGGAUUGAGUCUUGUGAGAUGGAAUGCAUUGUUGAUACAAUUGGGGGAAAUCAUACCGUAACAUUCGGUAAUUUGGUCAAACUAUAUCUAAGGAAAAUGAGAUAUCUGAGAACAAUAUGUGAGGGGCCCAACCAGUAUGAAAUCUUUAGCAAUCUCACAGAUUUAGUCGCACGUGGAUGCCAGAGAUUGAUCAGUCUCUUCUCGCCGUCCCUUGCUCAAAGUCUAAAAAAGCUGAAACGACUCUCUCUUGACGGAUGCGAUGAAAUGAAACAAAUAAUUUCAGAGCAGGGAGUGAUAUUGGAGAGUCACGGUCAACCAAUAUGUCUCUCAAAAUUAGAGACUCUUGAAGUAGAGAAUUGCGGAAAACUGGAAUAUAUCUUUCCUAUCUCAGUUGCUCGAGGUCUUCAGCAACUAGAAAGGCUAAAAUUACGAGAUCUUCCUCGAUUAAAGAAAGUAUUCGGCCAGAACAGAGAAGGAGAAGUUGGGGAUUGCGAAAUAGAGAGUCACCAUCAACCUACAGGCUUCCCAAAAUUAAAGACUAUUAAGGUAGUGAAUUGCGAAAAUCUGGAAUGUCUAUCAAUUGCUCGAGAUCUUCCCCAACUAGAAAAACUAUCAUUAGAAGAUCUUCCUCAAUUAAAGCAAGUAUUUGGCCAUGAAAAAGGAAGAGAUGAUGGGGACGGAGACAACAGCGUGCUAUCUAAGUUGAGAAACUUAAGAUUAUGGAACUUACCAGAGCUUGUCAGUUUUGGUGGAGGAAAUAGUUCUUCAGUUUGGCCAUCACUGGAGAGGCUAUACGUGGUGGACUGUCCUAAAGUGAAGUUGUCAUUUUUUGCUAAUGUGCCAGCUCUGCAAAAGAUCUUGCCUGUGGACGAUUGGAAUGCAAUUUCAUUUGAUUUGAUGCAGGGUUUGUCAAAUUUGGAAGAAUUAAAAGUUAAAAAUUAUGGAGGAAUCCAUGAGGUGAUUAAGCUUGAAGGGCUUCUUACUAUAAAAGGAGAACAGGAUCUGUUACUUCCAAGAUUGAAGAACAUGUUGUUGAUUGGUCUACAUGAACUGAGGUGCAUAUGGAAAGGCGCAACUAAUUACCUUAUUAAUCUUAACAAUCUUGAAGAUUUAGAAGUCAUCGGGUGCAAAAAAUUGACGCAUCUCUUCACACCGGCCCUCGCUCAAAGCUUACAAAAGUUGAAAUCUCUUAAAAUUGAAAGGUGUGACGAAUUGGAGCAUCUAAUUGUUGAAAAUGUAGAAGAACAGGUCUCAUCAGAGAGUCAUCUCCAACCUUUAUGCUUCCCUAAACUGAAAAGAGUCCAUGUCACAUACUGCACUAAAUUGAAAUAUCUCUUCCCCAUGACCGUCGCUGAUAGUCUUUUAGAACUAAAGAUUCUCAUAGUAAAAGAAAACUCUCAAUUAAUGGAAGUAUUCACACAUGAAGGAGACGCUGGAGUUCCGAAAUAUGUAACGCUCCCUCAACUACAAUAUAUGGGACUCAAAGGUCUACCAAGCCUUGUUAACUUCUGCCCAAAGAACUAUCAGUUUAUACUGCCAAAAUGGAGGGAGUUAAGAGUGAAAAGCUGUAAGAACAUGAGGACGACUUUUACCCGUACUCCAGACAGAAGUGUGCUUAUAAAUGGAGAGGUAGCCCAGAUAGACGAGCCUACGGGGAUUUCAACAAUUUCUCCAGUGCUUACCAUAUGGCCUGCCAACAACGAUAUAACAUGGACGACAGAUGAGAAAGACGUACGGGAUAAUAACUCCGAAGAUGAUAAUUCGUGGCAGUUCAUUGGAUGGAUGGGGCUGCUAUUUCUGGAGUACGAUUAGGUCUCCGAAGAUUGUCAUCUCUGUAUUUACACAACUCUUUUGCUUUCUAUUUAUUUUCUUUUAACAUCGCUAUAUCGUUGAACUCAAGAUACUUUACAAGUGUGUGUCAGUGUGUGAUAAUUCUACUUUCCUAGUUUCUUUACACUUUAUGCUUUCAGCAACACAUGACAACAAACAAAUAAUUUAUUUGAUGCAUGUUUUAUUUUAUUUUA
Messenger RNA from Quercus robur (English oak), 4436 nucleotides. Its product is annotated as probable disease resistance protein At4g27220. Bases 136 to 4224 code for a protein of 1362 amino acids. The transcript has 7 exons. Lineage: Eukaryota; Viridiplantae; Streptophyta; Magnoliopsida; Fagales; Fagaceae. Gene Ontology annotation, molecular function: ADP binding. The record is from RefSeq and is a predicted model, not a curated record.